UGUAGUAACGUGUAGUUGCUAGAGAAAAAUUGCAUAAUCCUAUUAUUUUUAUUCUGUUUAUAAAAAUACAAAACUUAAUAAAAGUGAUAAAAAGAUAUUAAAAAAGAGUCACUGUUUCAGAAUAGAAAAUGGACGUUAUUAUAUUUUUAACUAUUGUAAUUUUAACAAUAGUCACUGUAUGUAAAUCUGAACCUACAUUACCAUCAAUUGAUUUAAACGCUUGGUGGGGACCACAACAUCUACAAAAUUACAAUGAUACGUAUAUACGCCCUUUUAAAAUAGUGUUCGACGAUGAAAUGAUACGCGACCUCAGGCACCGGAUUUGGAGCCAACGUCGCGUCGUUCCCCCGCUAAAUGGCGUUGGCUUCGAGUACGGUUUCAACAGCAAUCAGUUGUACCCCUGGUUGAAAUAUUGGGCUGAAGAAUACCCAUUUAAGGAAAGAGAGGAUUUUAUCAACCAAUACCCCCAAUAUAAAACUAACAUUCAAGGACUUCACAUUCAUUUUAUUCACGUUAAACCAGUGGUGCAUCCGGGGAAAGAAGUAGUGCCACUUCUCAUACUCCACGGAUGGCCGGGAUCAGUCCGCGAAUUUUAUGAGACGAUUCCCCAUCUCACUGCAGUGAGCAAACAUAGGGAUUUUGCAGUUGAGAUAAUUGCUCCAAGUUUGCCAGGAUUUGGAUUCUCUGACUCCGCGGUCCGGCCUGGCCUGGGAGCAACAGAAAUGGGCGUCGUGUUCCGAAAUCUCAUGCGAAGAUUGGGUCACCAGAAAUUCUACAUUCAAGGCGGCGACUGGGGGUCCUACAUCGGACAGAGCAUGGCAACACUAUUUCCUAAGGAAGUACUAGGUUACCAUACUAACCUAGCAGUAGCUCUCACGCCGAAAGCAUUCGCAUUAACUCUGAUGGGCGCGGCGUUCCCUCCCGCGGUGGUCGACCCACUGCUCGCCGACCGGAUGUACCCUCUACUACAUCACAUCCUGUGGCUAAUCACGGAGACAGGAUAUAUGCACUUACAAUCCACUAAACCUGAUUCUUUAGGCGUGGCUAUGACAGAUUCUCCAGGGGGCCUCAUGGCCUACUUCCUUCAAAUGUUCUCUAGCGGGACUCGUAGAAAGAACGUGUUCAAGGAAGACGGGGGCUUGCAUAGCUAUUACCCUCGAGCACAUUUAAUAGACAAUCUGAUGAUGUACUGGGUUCCUAACAGCAUCACCACAUCCUUUAGAAUCUACGCCGAGACAAUCAACUUGAGAAAUUUGGCUAUGCGGGUUCAUGAAAUCCCAACUCCAGUGCCGACCUGCACGAUACAUGCCAAAGAUGAAAUUCUCUAUCAGUCACCACCGAUACUCCAGACAAAGUUUCCCAACUUGCUCAAUUCCACAGUGCUUUUCGAUGGAGGCCAUUUCCUCGCCUUAGAAAUGCCUGAACUCUUCGCAGAUAAUGUUCUCAAUGCCAUAGCUACAUUUAGAAAUUGGCAUUAUAAUAAAAUUAUGUUUUUGAAGUAAACGGUCGCAUGAAAUGUAUUUGGAACUAUGAGUAUACUUACUAAUUGCAUCGUUUGGUUAAACUUGCAUAGAACUAUGUGUCAGUAAGCAUAAGUUGUAAAAGAAAAAACAUAAUAUGUUUAUUACCAACAAGUGACAUAAAAUAAAUUA
Manduca sexta (tobacco hornworm) is the source of this 1652-nucleotide messenger RNA. RefSeq names its product juvenile hormone epoxide hydrolase. The transcript has 7 exons. The record is from RefSeq and is a predicted model, not a curated record. Lineage: Eukaryota; Metazoa; Arthropoda; Insecta; Lepidoptera; Sphingidae. Gene Ontology annotation, molecular function: epoxide hydrolase activity. Gene Ontology annotation, biological process: epoxide metabolic process. Bases 129 to 1502 code for a protein of 457 amino acids.